AUGAGCACCCAGGAGACGAACCGCGGCACCUACAACAACGUCGCUCCUGAGCGCGUCCGUUGGGAGGUGCACUACCCUGCCUUUCAGGCGGGCGUCGAGGCUUGCUUGGCCUCUGUGAUGUGCUCCUACACCGGGGUGAACGGAGACCACUCUUGUGAAAACAAUUGGCUGUUGCAAGGCGACCUCAAAGAUCGAAUGGAUUUCACUGGCUGGGUUAUGUCUGACUGGUGGGCGGUGAAGAACAUGUCAAAGGGACUUUCAGCGGAGUGUGUCAGGUCAUGCCAGGAAGCAAUCCAUCUGGGAACUCGCCUUUUCCUGACAUGGACGAUCUCCAGAGCUCUGGCGAGGACAGGGUGA
Messenger RNA from Prorocentrum cordatum, 357 nucleotides. The record is from the annotation of a GenBank genome assembly. NCBI's taxonomy places the organism in Eukaryota, Dinophyceae, Prorocentrales, Prorocentraceae.